Messenger RNA from Plasmopara halstedii, 1395 nucleotides. Its product is annotated as mitoferrin-like protein. Gene Ontology annotation, cellular component: mitochondrial membrane. The record is from RefSeq and is a predicted model, not a curated record. The transcript is spliced from 11 exons. Gene Ontology annotation, molecular function: ferrous iron transmembrane transporter activity. NCBI's taxonomy places the organism in Eukaryota, Oomycota, Peronosporomycetes, Peronosporales, Peronosporaceae. The coding region runs from base 1 to 1395 and encodes 464 amino acids. Gene Ontology annotation, biological process: iron import into the mitochondrion.
AUGCUUAGCCUGACUGCCAUGUCAAACAUUAUCCGUGUGUGGUCUAUAGCAGAGGAGUGCAACGAAGAUUGGGAAGAGUGGACACCCGAAAAAGGUUCAUUUGUUAAUCACAUGCUUGCUGGUUCGGCCGCUGGUGUGGCUGAGCACGUGUCCAUCUUCCCCAUCGACACUAUUAAAACGCAUAUGCAGUGUCAGCGAUGCGCAGUGAAUAUCAAUCCACACCAAUUGACGGCCAUACAGACGGCCCGCCAACUUACAGCAGCGGAAGGACCACUUCGUCUUUUUCGAGGCGUCAGUACCAUGUUAGGAGCCAGUCUACCAGCCCACGCCGUGUACUUUUCCGUAUUUGAGGCGGCGAAAAAAUCGCUUGGAGCAGAUACGAACAUGCUGACACCUAUGGCUUCCGGCUCAGCAGGUGUUAUCGCUACUGUCUGUCAUGAUUUCAUAAUGACCCCCAUGGAUGUCGUGAAGCAGCGACUACAAUUAGGAUAUUACAAAGGAGUAGCAGAUUGUUUUAAGACGGUGGUGAUUAAUUCUGUGUCUUUGCCGCAUUAUUGUUGUGAAGGAAGAAUUUACACGGUAAAUGGUACUGAUAUGCCGCAGGUUAUAAAGCAAGAAGGUUUGCGCGCACUGUAUAUCAGUUUUCCUACGACACUCUUGAUGAAUUUGCCAUAUAGUAUGAUCAUGGUGUCGGCGAACGAAACUUUUAAGAAAGUGUUGAACCCGUCAGGAGAGAUAAAUAUCUUGGCAUAUAUUGCGUCUGGUGCCGCAGCUGGAGCAUUGGCUGGCGCAUUGACAAAUCCACUAGAUGUAGCCAAGACCCGAUUGCAGACUCAAUCUAUGAUGAUGUUGGAAGAAGCUUUGUGUCCAUCCCGAACUCAUUGUACGCAGCUACAGACGCGUGGUGGAACUAUAACAGUUCCGCCUUCAUGCUCAAUAAAUAGCCAUUCGGGGGUGGAACGGGCAGAACCUGUUUUACGUCGGCAAUAUGGUGGACUCAUUGACGCGCUUUUCAAAAUUAAAGCACAGGAGGGUUACGCAGGAUUUUUCCGGGGAGUUUACCCUCGUCUAUUGGUACACGCGCCCUCUGUCGCUGUGUCAUGGACAACAUUUGAAGUUUUGAAAAAGAAUUUGGAUCGGAUAAGCAGGGAAACAAAUAGAGUUACAAUAAAAAGCGAUUACGAGUCUGUUCUUGCAACUGGAUCGAGGUUUGAAACGUCAAAAACAUUACCUUUUGAUAAGGAAUUUCACUUGUCAUCAACUGCGGCGGGAAUGAAAGACCUGGCAAACCACUACAACGAACAUAGUCUGCUUUUUGCGUUCGGUGUAACCUUACUCGAACGUGCAUUAACAGAUUUCUCUGUUGAUACCUUUUCUGAUUUUGUGUCGAGGUGA